CCUCCCCGCCGUCGCGCUCGUGAGGCAUAAAAGGGCGGGAAAUGGUUCGGUAUUUGGUGACACGGCAUGAUUUGCAUCAGUUCAUCGAGUGCUGUAUGAGUGCAGUCGGUGCCAGGAGCUGUCAUGGGGCAGCACUGGCCGAUGUGCUGGUGGAGGGAGAUUAUCGAGGACAUUACAGCCACGGACUCAACAGACUUGAUAUGUACGUGAAGGAUCUGAAAACUGGAAUCUGCGCAAAGGAUGGAGACCCAACAAUUGUAAAGUGCACGGCAGCCACUGCACUGGUGAAUGGCAAUAACCUGAUUGGACCCAUUGUUGGGAACUUCUGCAUGGAACUUGCCAUCAAAAAGGCCAAGCAAGUGGGAAUAGGCUGGGUGUCAGCUUACGGUUCUAACCACUUUGGCAUUGCUGGAUUUUAUUCCAUGCAAGCUCUGAAAUGUGGUCUCAUUGGGAUGUCUUGUACCAACACCUCUCCACUGGUGGUGCCAACCCGAGGAAAGGAGUGUACUCUGGGAACCAAUCCUAUCAGUGUGGCAGCUCCAGCCCUGGAUGGAGAUAGCUUUGUAUUGGAUAUGGCCACAUCAGCAGUGGCUUUGGGAAAGAUAGAAUUUCAACACAGACGUGGAGAGGAGGUUCCGGUAGGAUGGGGCUGUGAUCCUGAUGGCAAGGACACCACUGAUCCAGCAAAAAUUUUGAGUGGAGGGGGUCUGCUGCCUCUGGGAGGAAACGAGGCUACAAGUGGAUACAAAGGCUAUGGAUUGAGUAUGAUGGUGGAGAUAUUUUGUGGAAUUCUAGCGGGAGGUCAUUACAGUAAAAACGUCCGCCGCUGGAAGGAGACAGACUCGGUGGCUGACUUGGGACAGAGUUUCUUUGCCUUGGAUCCAGAAUGUUUCGCUCCAGGUUUCGAGUCGAGGAUGUCAGAUCUGCUCAAACUGCACAGAAACCUGGAACCGAGCGAGCCGGGGCUGGGUGUCCUCGUGCCCGGAGACCCGGAGCAGCAGCACAUGGCCGAGUGUGAUCGUCACGGCGCCAUUCCAUACCAUGUCAACGUGGUGGACCACAUGAACUCGAUGGCGAGGGAGCUGGGGGUUGAGCCGCUGCCGACAACCCGCACUAUUGACCCCUAGUCUGCAGCCGCUGGCACGACCACCUCGCUCUCCCAGAGAGUGGCGGUGGGGCAGGACCAGGUCCACAUCCUCACGUGCUCCUGCCGGUGCCUCGGUGUCCAGCGCAUGUUUCUAGUUAGGUCAUAAGUGAUAGGAGCAGAAUCAGGCCAUUUGGCCCAUCAAGUCUACUCUGCCAUUCAACCAUGGCGGACCUAUCUCCUAACCCCAUUCUCCUGCCUUCUCCCCAUAACCUCUGACACCUGUACUAAUCAAUUAUCUAUCUAUCUCCACGCUUAAAAAUAUUCACUGACUUGGCCUUCACAGCCGACUGGCAAAGAAUCCCACAGAUUCACCACCCUCCGAGUAAAAUUCCUCCUCAUCUUCUUCCUAUAGGAACAUCCUUUAAUUCUUAGGCUGUGACCUCUGGUCGUAGACUCUCCCACUAGUGAAAACAUCCUCUCCCACUCUAUCCAAGCCUUUCACUAUUCUGUAAGUUUCAAUGAGGUCCCCCCUCACUCUUCUAAACUCCAGUGAGUACAGGCACAGUGCCGUCAAACGCUCAUCAUAGGUUAACCUACUCAUUCCUGGGAUCAUUCUUGUAAACCUCCUCGGAAUCCUCUCCAGAUCCAGCACAUCCUUCCUCAGAUAUGGUGCCCAAAAUUGCUUACAAUACUCCAAAUGUGGCCUGACCAGCGCCUUAUAGAGCCUCAGCAUUACAUCCCUGUUUUUGUAUUCUAGACCUCUUAAAAUAAAUGCUGGCAUUACGUUUGACUUCCUUACUAACGAUUCAACUUGCAGAUUCACUUUUUGGGAAUCCUGCCUCAACACUCCCAAGUCUCUUUGCACCUCCGAUUUCUGUAUUUUCUCCCCAUUUUGAAAAAAGUCUACGCCUUGAUUCCUACGACCAAAAUACAUGACUCCACACGUUGUUACACUAUAUUCCACCUGCCACGUCUCUGCCCACUCUCCCAACCUGUCCAACUCCUUCUGCAGAGUCCCUGCUUUCACUACACCACCUGGCCCUCUACCUAUUGUCGUAUCAUCCGCAAACUUGGCCACAAAGUCUUCAAUCCCCUCGUCCAAAUCAUUAAUAUACAACGUGAAGAGCAGCGGCCCCAGCACCGAGCCCCAGAGUUCCGCUAGUCCCUGGAAGCCAACCAGAAACAGACCCCUUUAUUGCCACUGCCGGUGGGGGAGAUA
Molecule: messenger RNA, 2306 nt
Organism: Amblyraja radiata (thorny skate)
Lineage: Eukaryota; Metazoa; Chordata; Chondrichthyes; Rajiformes; Rajidae
Exons: 11
Coding region: 42-1127 (361 amino acids)
Molecular function (GO): oxidoreductase activity
Source: RefSeq, a predicted model, not a curated record